GGUCGACUAAUCGAGCGCGGAGUCAUCGCGGAGUCAGUUGUGUGCUCGCCCACUCUUCACUGUCCAAUUUUUCCUUUCCCAUCCCUGACUUUGCAUGCUCGGUUCGUGUUGUAGCUAUCCGCAGAUCGCCGCUUUGUGCGUAACAUUACGUCAUUUUACACAUUUUGUCCCUGCACGCCCCUGUCACGAACUCUUUUGAAAAAAAAUCGUGUUUAAAAGUCACCUUGUUUUUUUUUUUGACAGCUACUUCAGGUUAGCCGAGUGGCUACUCGUAUAGCCAGAAAGCCUCAGCCGAUAAAGCCUGUCAGAUGUUGGACGACACAAAGCUCAUCGAACGUUUUUUUAAAACGUCCAGUUGACUGUCUGCAGUGAAAGUGUUUACGUUUCCAAGUAGAGGGGGUCCAUUUUUUUGGAGGUUCUGGCUCUGGGGGAAGUAUCCGGGGGGGCGAGCGAAGGAGGCAGACCCGCCAGAAAAGCACCAUAACCGGGAGCUGGGACGAGGGUAACAUCCUGAUGCUAGUGAUGGCAAACGAGCCGGUCAUCCUCAACGUCUACGAUAUGUAUUGGAUCAAUGAGUUCACCAGCUCCCUCGGCAUCGGUGUCUUCCAUUCAGGGAUCGAGAUCUACGGCCGAGAAUUUGCCUACGGGGGACAUCCUUACCCCUUCUCAGGGAUCUUUGAGAUUACGCCGGGUGACGCAACAGAGCUGGGCGACACCUUUAAAUUCAAAGAAGCCAUCGUUUUGGGCAGCACCGACUUCACAGAGGACGACGUGGAGCGGAUCAUCGAGGAAAUGGGGAAGGAGUACAAAGGCAACGCGUACCAUCUCAUGCACAAGAACUGCAACCACUUCUCCUCAGCGCUGUCAGAGAUCCUGUGCGGCCGCGAGAUCCCGCGGUGGGUCAACCGCCUGGCCUACUUCAGCUCGUGCGUGCCCUUCCUGCAGAGCUGCCUGCCCAAAGAGUGGCUCACCCCGGCCGCCUUGCAGUCCAGCGUCAGCCAGGAGCUUCACGCCGGAGGGGGGGACCUGGAGGAGGCAGAGGACGCCGCCGCCACCGCCUCCCUGGCGUCCGUGUCGCCUUCCUCCUCCUCGGGCCCCGCCUCCAUGCCGCUGCAGUCCCGCCACCAGCCCCGCCGGUAGAAGCGUGGACACGCACACGUCCAAUACUUGGCUUGAAUUAAGGAAUCAAACAAUCACCAGCCACAUUUUGGAUGAGAUUUGAAUGGUGCUACUCCUCUCACUUCUGACCCGACUGGACCUCCUUUGACUUUUGUACAAGUUGUGUCCCAGGUAUUCCAAGCCAAAUGCCGUCCUGUUUUUUUGUGGCGGGACCGGACCUCAAAAUCAACCUUUUCCACAACCUUAGCAACAGAAACUUCCGUGGGAGAAUACUUUUUACUCCACUCUUUUAUUCUUUUCAGGCUGAAGGAGAGUUGACUUUUUUCUUAGUAGCCAGCGCCGUGGUGCCUUUGAGCACGAUUUAUACUCCCAGUGUGACCUCCAGAGGGCUCCGACUCCUCUCCAGAAGGUCACAUGUUUGUUUGGCCUUGAGUAGAACCCAGGAAAAGUGCGUCCGUUGGUUUUGUUUGUGUUGGUUUUUUUUUUUGUUUUUUUUUAAACGGGCAUGACGACUCCUGGCCGCUGUUUUUGUCACAUUGCUGAACUUUAGCGGGUGAUGAGCGCCCAGUUUGUUCCUCCUUUCAUAGAAAUAUUUUUAUUCUGCUUUGCAAAGCAGGAUAACCCUUUUAAAGUCAUUUUUUUUUCAAAUGAUAUAAUUCUAUUUCUUUAAUGUUGUCUUUGCCUUUGGUUCUGUUUUUGUUGACAAAACUCAGGACCUCCAAAAGUCUUUUCCAGACUUGAUUUGACUGUUUUGUAUCGCAAAAACACACACAAGCUGCGGCACAUUUUAUACGCUUUGAUUAAAAGAAAACAACCGCCUGUCCAAUAUGCUCUACUUUUCUGUAAGUGCACCACAUAAAUUUAAGCUCAUAGGUUCGAUUUAAAGUGAAUUUCUAUUUGUUUAAUGGGGCUCUUUUUGCUUGAAAUAACACAAGAAAAUGACAAAAGACGACAGAAAGUUAUGCUUAGUAAGUUUUAUGCAUUUUUCACACUUUUAUCUAAAGUCUGGAUGCUCCACAUUAAAUGACAAGUUACCAGAAUUGGUUGGAAUGGUGCAAAACAUACUUUAUUCUUAUGUGAACAAUAAAAACAGCAGUGUCAUUUCUAGACCUAAAGUGUACCCAUUCAGCAAAUAAGAUGUGUUCACUCAUUUAAUUUAUCCAGAAAUAAUGAAAUAUGAAUUACUUUGGGCUUAACUGUAUAUCAUUCAUAUUUUUGAUGGUCUUAACAUGAUUAUUUAAAAAAUAUAACUACUUGUGAGGUCUGAUUUCAUGUUUAAAAGUUAUUUUUUUGAAAAAAGCUAUUCAUCACAUCAUUUGGAAUGAGCUUGUUUUCAUAUGAGUUGGAUUCAUUUCUACAGAUACGCAGCUGCGCCCUCUGCUGGCAGCGACUUGCACUAUAGCAGAUGCUGAUGUGUUUUAUUAUGCCCUUCUUUGGCUUCACUUCCUAUUUUUUUUUUUCCUUUUGACUUUUCCCGGGGCCAAAGAAAGCUUAACGGUCAUCUACUCAGCUUCACACGUGAAUGAAUGAAUGUCAUGUUUGUUGUCGUUAUGGUUUUUUUUUAUGUCCAAUGAAACCUCUGUCGUUCACAGCGAGCCUUCAGUAGUGCCGACCAGAUUUAUACCUUGUUAAAGUUAUUAAAAAAUGUGGAAACAAUA
Doryrhamphus excisus (bluestripe pipefish) is the source of this 2777-nucleotide messenger RNA. It is a transcript of the gene desi2, whose product is annotated as desumoylating isopeptidase 2. Gene Ontology annotation, biological process: protein deubiquitination. Gene Ontology annotation, molecular function: deubiquitinase activity. The record is from RefSeq and is a predicted model, not a curated record. Lineage: Eukaryota; Metazoa; Chordata; Actinopteri; Syngnathiformes; Syngnathidae.